GAGAACGCUGCCCAAAAACCAAAACCGAAAACAGCAAACUCUCCGGCCCCCUGGUUUUUGACAUCACGGUCUCAGACCAUCGCCUUGAAUUUGCCUCUACAAAACGUCAUGUCUCCCACAAUUUCGAACACGCCUUCUCCUUUCUUCUCCUCAUAAAUAGCAUCUCAUCCAAUCCCAUCAAAGUAUCCAUACGCCUUUCAACUUGGCCUCCGCUCUCCUUUUCUGGUUUGAUCUCUGAAACUCACACAACAAAGGCAGGUCUUCGCUUUGAGAUUUCAUUAUGUCUAACCCUAAGUUAACUCGAAUCCCAAGCAUGAGGGAGAGGGUGGAGGACACUCUCUCUGCUCACCGUAACGAACUCGUUUCCCUUCUCUCCAGGUACGUGGCUCAGGGUAAAGGGAUUCUGCAACCGCAUACCCUGAUAGAUGAGCUUGACAAUUGCAUCGGUGACGAUGAAUCCAGGCUACACCUCCGGGAUGGUCCUUUUAGUGAGAUCCUCAAAUCUGCACAGGAAGCCAUAGUUCUGCCUCCAUUUGUGGCCAUAGCAAUUCGCCCAAGACCUGGUGUUUGGGAAUAUGUUCGUGUUAACGUCCAUGAACUCAGUGUGGAGCAACUGAGCGUGUCUGAAUAUCUUCACUUCAAAGAAGAUCUUGUAGACCAGCCCAGUGACAAGUUUGUACUAGAGCUCGACUUUGAGCCGUUCAAUGCAAAUUUUCCUCGCCCCAGCCGGUCUUCAUCCAUUGGCAAUGGUGUUCAGUUCCUCAACCGUCACCUUUCUUCAAUUAUGUUUCGUAACAAAGAGUCGUUGGAGCCAUUACUUGAUUUCCUCCGAGCAUACAAAUAUAAAGGAAGUGCGUUGAUGUUAAAUGAUCGGAUACAGAGCAUAUCACGACUUCAGUCUGCAUUGGCCAAAGCUGAGGAAUAUAUUUCUAAGCUUCCGUCUGAUACUCCCUAUUCUGAUUUUGAAUAUGCAUUACAAGGGAUGGGUUUUGAAAGAGGUUGGGGUGAUAAAGCAGAACGAGUAUUGGAGAUGAUGCAUCUUCUCUUGGACAUCCUUCAGGCCCCUGACCCAUCUACAUUAGAGACAUUCCUUGGGAGAAUACCCAUGGUGUUUAACGUUGUCAUUUUAUCUCCACAUGGUUACUUUGGGCAAGCAAAUGUUCUCGGUUUACCGGACACUGGUGGCCAGGUUGUGUACAUACUGGACCAAGUUCGUGCACUGGAGAAAGAAAUGCUUCUUAGAAUACGUAAGCAGGGCCUGGAUAUCACUCCUAGGAUUCUUAUUGUGACGAGGUUAAUACCUGAUUCAAAAGGAACAACAUGCAAUCAGCGGCUGGAAAGAGUCAGUGGAACUGAACAUGCACAUAUUUUGCGAGUUCCUUUUAGGUCAGAGAAAGGAGUUCUUCGUAAAUGGAUCUCAAGAUUUGAUGUGUGGCCCUACCUGGAGACCUUUGCAGAGGAUGCAGCAAGUGAACUUGUUGCUGAGCUACAGGUCAUACCAGAUUUUAUUAUAGGAAACUACAGUGAUGGAAACCUUGUUGCAUCUUUACUAGCUUAUAAAAUGGGAGUCACACAGUGCACAAUUGCGCAUGCGCUGGAGAAAACAAAAUAUCCAGAUUCUGAUAUUUAUUGGAAAAACUUCGAGGAUAAGUACCAUUUCUCAUGUCAGUUCACUGCCGAUCUUAUAGCCAUGAACAAUGCUGAUUUUAUCAUCACCAGUACAUACCAGGAGAUUGCAGGAACGAAAAAUACCGUUGGCCAGUACGAGAGCCACACAGCUUUCACUCUUCCAGGGCUGUACAGAGUUGUUCAUGGCAUUAAUGUUUUUGAUCCAAAGUUCAAUAUUGUCUCUCCUGGGGCAGAUAUGGGUAUCUAUUUCCCAUAUUCUGACAAGGAAAAAAGACUUACAGCACUACAUGGUUCCAUUGAAGAAUUGUUGUAUGAUCCUGAGCAGAAUGACGAGCACAUUGGUUUGUUGAAUGAUCGAUCGAAGCCCAUAAUUUUUACCAUGGCAAGGCUGGACCGUGUGAAAAAUGUUACCGGGUUGGUUGAACUGUAUGGUAAGAGCACCAAACUGAGGGAACUGGUAAAUCUUGUUGUGGUUGGUGGCUACCAUGACUCAAAUAAGUCCAAAGACAGAGAAGAAAUUGCAGAAAUUGAGAAGAUGCAUGCUCUUAUAAAGAAAUAUAACUUAGAAGGUCAAUGUCGAUGGAUAUCAGCCCAAAUGAAUCGAGCACGCAAUGGUGAGCUAUAUCGCUACAUAGCAGACACAAAAGGUGCUUUUGUUCAGCCUGCUUUUUAUGAAGCAUUUGGACUUACAGUUGUAGAGGCAAUGACUUGUGGCCUUCCAACAUUUGCCACUUGCCAUGGUGGUCCUGCUGAGAUUAUUGAGCAUGGUGUAUCAGGGUUUAAUAUUGAUCCAUAUCAUCCUGACCAAGCUGCAGCUCUUAUGGCGGAUUUCUUUCAGCGAUCCAAGGAGGAUCCAAGUCACUGGCAUAAAAUUUCUGAUGGGGGACUUCAAAGAAUUUAUGAAAGGUAUACGUGGGACAUUUAUUCCGAAAGGCUAAUGACAUUAGCUGGAGUUUAUAGUUUCUGGAAGCAUGUUUCAAAACUAGAGCGGCGUGAGAAUCGACGAUACCUCGAGAUGUUCUACAUUCUCAAGUUCCGUGGUUUGGCAAAAUCUGUCCCUAGGGUGAGCGAUGACCCACGCUAAAGAACGAGUCAAGCUGUUCAUGAAGUCGUAACGUUACACGUACGCAUUGAAUAAAGUUCUCUUCGUGUGUUGAAUAAUUUGUAAAUUCAUCAACCUGUUUGGGUGCAUGUGUAACAGCACAUGUAUUAAACUCUGAAGCGUUUUUCUAUGUGAAACUUGGCAUUUCUUU
Messenger RNA from Juglans microcarpa x Juglans regia, 2882 nucleotides. Its product is annotated as sucrose synthase 2. Gene Ontology annotation, biological process: sucrose metabolic process. Bases 281 to 2713 code for a protein of 810 amino acids. Gene Ontology annotation, molecular function: sucrose synthase activity. NCBI's taxonomy places the organism in Eukaryota, Viridiplantae, Streptophyta, Magnoliopsida, Fagales, Juglandaceae. The transcript has 15 exons. The record is from RefSeq and is a predicted model, not a curated record.